Messenger RNA from Trichoplax adhaerens, 351 nucleotides. RefSeq lists its product as uncharacterized. Lineage: Eukaryota; Metazoa; Placozoa; Uniplacotomia; Trichoplacea; Trichoplacidae. The transcript has 4 exons. Bases 1 to 351 code for a protein of 116 amino acids. The record is from RefSeq and is a predicted model, not a curated record.
AUGCCAGAAUUAUGUUUCAAUUACUCCAUAAGAGGGUUUAAACUAGUUAAGGAUAAGAAAGAAUUUAUAAUACAGUUAAUGGAAAGUUAUCAUAUCAUUUGCAAGAUUGAAAGUGAAAACUGUGAUCAAAACGACGGGACUAACAAAAGCAAUCAAUGGUCUAACUGGCAAGAAAGAUAUAAUCUGGUGUUUGCUGUGUAUCAACCGCAACAAGUUGAAGAUGAAUAUAAGACGCCAGUAAUAUCCAGCAGUCAUGAUCUUUACCAGGAAGAAAAUUCAUCGCAAAUUAGUGACGGUAAAUUAUAUUGCCUAGCCUACAAUGUCGAUUCAGUCAAUACAGUAUCUAGCUAA